GAACCAAAUUUAGCACUAGAUGUAAACAAGUAAGAAAAUCAGGUGAUUCACAAUGGACCAAUCAGCAAGCGCCGAGAUAGAAUGAGAACUUACUCGUGUCUAUCACGUGAUGGACGAGUUGAUACGUAUAAACUGAACGUUCAGAACAUCAAAAGCACUUUACAUCUCUUCCCUUGAAGCUGAACUCUGAGCUUGGCACAGUUAAAUUUGCAACUUAAAAUUUCCUUGAUCGAAAAUGACAACAGAUAAUAAGAAAAUCUCGGAAGCUGUAGAGGGGGCGUUGGCGCAGAUUAAAACGAACGCUCCUGAAGAGCAUUCCAAGCUCAUUGCAGACGGGAAAUUGAAAGAUGCUAUCACUACAGCAGCGAGGGAAGCCGCCGAUGAGGAAGUGAAACUCGCUCACGAGUUUGCCUCUCAACCAGAACAAGACAUCCGUAAGCGCCUUGAGAAGCAUCUGCCCGAAGAUCGAAUCAGGCUGAUUGAAAAGGCGCUCACCAUUCCAACAUUCCGCAUGGAAAUAAGCAAGAUGGACAAUGGCAAACAUCUGGUGCAGUUGACAAGAGAAGGAGAGGAGUUCCUGCCAUCCAGGGAACUGGUAGCGAGUGCUGACAUCGUUUGGGCCACGAUUCUUCAGUACGCCAGUGUUGUGGUGGAGGCGGUGAUGCUUGUCAUGCAGGCAGUUGGGAUCGGAGUAUCUGUAAGCAGCAGCACCAUGAAAGCCACCAUUGAAGACACCGCGGAAGCAAUUAAGAAGUCUUCAGCAUUCCAGCAAGCGAUACAGAAGUUUGUCAGUUCGUGGAAAGCGGCGGGAGGCAGUGCAACUAACAAGGCUAAAGCCAUUUUCUUCCUCCUCAAAGAAACCUACGCAGCUGGAUUGUUGUGGACCAUCAUUAAGAGUUUGUGCAGACAGAUGAAAUGGUACGACUGGUUGGAGACCGCAGCGAAGGUGAGCGCCAUGAUCAUAGCAGCCUUUGCCACAGAGGGAGCAGCGCUAAUAGCAAAGAUUGCUUUGACCGUUUUGGCUGCUGUCGAUUUCGCCAAGAAGAUCGCUAAUCUGGUACAACUUGAAGAAAUAAAGAAAAGUCUGUAGGAAGAAAGAGAUUAUGCAGGUUUCGGCAGUUUGCCAGGGUUCAUGACAUUUUCAGAUCAGACGAUUCAAAUCUCCCAAAAAUACAUUGAAAAAACGGUGCUGAAUUGUUUGGUGAUAUAUAGGAAUCGAACAUGACAAUGUGAAGCUGAUUCAUUUCGUUAGCAAAGGCACACUUAAAUUUACCAGAUUUAUGAACUUAUAGACGAUUUAACUCACUAAUAUCACAAAAUUGAUUCAGUCAACAGAACAAUUAUUAUUUUAAUUACAGCAGUUAAUUUUUGUACUCAGUUAUUAAUCGUGAUGACUUACCAGAUCAAUAUUCAAAAUUCUUUUAAAUAAAUUCGUCGCUUUUCGGAUGAUCUGUUUCUCUUAGUCUUCCCUCUUAACAUUUUACAUCAAACACGACUGAAAACAUACUCUGACAAGAAUAAACAUUGGCAGCUAAAAACGGAUGAUCUGAUUCUCAAUUCAUUCGUUAUACUCUCACUUUAUUUCAAGGUUUAUGUAAAAUCUGUGAAUCAAGCAAUGUUUCCUCGAAUUACACAUUGAGCCUCCAAAUGUAAACAUCUCCUGUUGAUUGACUUUUUACGCGGCACUCUUAACCCUUAACUCCUACUAGUGACCAAGACAGAACUUCUCCUUACAAUAUCAAUACAAUAUAAACCAGACAAGUGAUGAAAAUAAAGAACAAUAUC
Molecule: messenger RNA, 1785 nt
Organism: Pocillopora verrucosa
Lineage: Eukaryota; Metazoa; Cnidaria; Anthozoa; Scleractinia; Pocilloporidae
Source: RefSeq, a predicted model, not a curated record